ACUCACACAAGUAAAAUGGCAAAAUUAUUGAAAACAAACAUUUUAAAUCGUGUUUUCUGUCAAUAUAACAAUUGUUCGUACAAAUUUCUAAGUUCGACAGCUUCCAAUGACUACCAAAAACAACACUACGAUGUAAUAAUUGCUGGUGGAGGUUUAGUUGGCGUUUCUCUUGCCGUUUCUCUUGCACAAAGUGAAAGUCUAGCUGAAAAGAAGGUUCUCCUUCUCGAAAGUGCUCCUGCUUUUAAACAACCCUCCAAAGAAAAAUAUAGUAACCGAGUUUCAGCAAUCAACAAACAAUCGAUUGGACUUUUGAAAAGCUUAAAUGCGUGGAAUCAUAUCGAAUCUAUUAGAUGUAAACCUGUUAUGCAGAUGCAGGUGUGGGAUGCAAUAUCUGGUGAAGCUAUUCAUUUCAAUCAUCCAAAUUUCUCCGAUCAAGUUGCUUGUAUUGUUGAGAAUGAUUUAAUACUCGAGUCACUUUAUAAGCAACUUGAAAACUUAUUGAAUGUACAAGUUCGCAAUGAAUCACGGCUUGAAAGCUGCAAACUACCCAAAGAUGAUGUCAAAAAGAGCGAAGUUACUUUAAAAUCAGGAGAACAAUUCAGUUGCGAUUUAUUGAUCGGAGCUGACGGCGCUAACUCGAUUGUGCGACAAAAAAUGGAAGUCAACAACUUUGCAUUGUCUUACAAGCAGAUGGGAGUUGUGGCAACAUUAGAAUUGGAUGCUGAAGAAGCAGCAGGAAAUAGUGUGGCUUGGCAAAGGUUUCUACCAACAGGUCCAGUGGCUUUACUUCCAUUGACUGAUAAACUGAGUUCACUGGUUUGGUCAACUAAUGUGGAACAUGCGAAAGAACUUCUCAGAAUGGAACCAGAAAUGUUUAUUGAAAAUCUAAAUGAAGCUUAUUUGAAAAGUUACAAGACGAACUCACUUGUUGAUAAAUUUAUGAAGACAGCUGAAGGAGCUUUUCCUUUGGGCCGAAACAAAAUGUUGCAAGUUCCACCUCGUGUUAAGAAUCUUCAGGAAGGUUCACGAGCUGCUUUCCCUCUUGGUUUCGGACAUGCUUCGUCGUAUGUUUGUCGAGGUGCUGCUUUGAUUGGAGAUGCUGCACAUCGAGUUCAUCCUUUAGCUGGUCAAGGAGUCAACUUGGGGUUCGGUGACGUCUUAAAAUUGACUGAAAUUCUCUCUGAAGCUGUCUACAGUGGAAGCAGUUUGGAUAAUAUUCAAUAUCUCCUCAAAUACGAACAAGAAAGACUCAAAGCAAACGUGCCAAUCAUGGUUGGAAUUCAUGCACUUCAACAACUUUACUGCAAUGAUUUUCCACCUUUUGUACUUGCACGAAGUCUUGGUCUUAAAAUCACAAAUUUCACACCCCCACUUAAAAAGUUCUUCAUGGAAAAAGCUCUUGCAUAAUUGUUUCACAGAUGUUUCUACAUAUGUACUAGAAAUUACUCUGAAAUUGCAUAAACAUUGAUUUAAAAUAAAGUUUGAUAUUUAAAUAUUUAUUUCAAU
This is a messenger RNA of Clunio marinus, 1506 nucleotides long. The record is from the annotation of a GenBank genome assembly. Lineage: Eukaryota; Metazoa; Arthropoda; Insecta; Diptera; Chironomidae.